AUGGAUAUGAAGGAAGAGAGAAUUAGAGGCUUAACGAAGCUUAAGAUGGUCAUAACGAAGCUGCAACGUCGUCGAUUUUUCUCGGCAUCUCGAGCUGUAGCUGAUCUCAAUGCUCUUGAGGAUGGUGAAGAGGAGAGUGCAGCAAAUUUGCCAAACGAUGUAAAGAAAGGUCAUGUUGCAGUUGUUGCGGUGAAGGGUGAAGAACCAAAGAGGUUCAUUGUAGAGUUGGGAAUCCUGAAGAACCCGGAAUUCUUGAGUUUACUGGAGCUAGCUGAAGAGGAAUAUGGAUUCCAUCAGAAGGGUGUUUUGGAAAUCCCUUGUCUUCCUGAAGAACUAGAAGAUAUUUUGCAUCAUAAGAAACAUAGAAAA
This is a messenger RNA of Pistacia vera, 369 nucleotides long. RefSeq lists its product as uncharacterized. NCBI's taxonomy places the organism in Eukaryota, Viridiplantae, Streptophyta, Magnoliopsida, Sapindales, Anacardiaceae. Gene Ontology annotation, biological process: response to auxin. The record is from RefSeq and is a predicted model, not a curated record. The transcript has a single exon. The annotation marks the transcript as partial.